Molecule: messenger RNA, 683 nt
Organism: Brachypodium distachyon (stiff brome)
Lineage: Eukaryota; Viridiplantae; Streptophyta; Magnoliopsida; Poales; Poaceae
Exons: 4
Coding region: 85-495 (136 amino acids)
Source: RefSeq, a predicted model, not a curated record
UCCACUUUCUCAAAUCGCAAGGUCCAAAACCCUAAAACCUUCGCCCCACCUUGACCUCCCCUUCUGCUUCCCUCCUCCCCGGCAAUGGCGUCGCGCCUCCGCUCCUUCUCCCGCCCCGUCGCUGCCGCCUUCCUCCGCCCGGCCGCCACCCGGAGCCCCGCCGCCUCUCUCCCACGCUCCCUCGCUCCGAUCCCCAGGGCUUCGUCCCUGGGGCGGAGAUUGGCGCUGGCACGGUCGCUGCAGCCGCUGCAUAGCGCUGUCUCGGCGGCGAGGCUGACGUCGCGGCUUGGGGCGGAGGUGGCGCGGGCCGUGUCGCAGGCCAAAAAAUGGAUCGGCAAAACGCAAGGUCCACCUCCACCUUUCCCUGCCGUGCUGCCCUGGAUUCUUCAGAGACCGGUCUCAGUGUGCCUCGAUAAUGAAAGAAAAAACCUGGUCCAGGUGACCUGGGGAUGGCCGCAGCAGCAAGACUUUGUUUACUUGGUUUUCAUUAGGUGACUAUCUGUUCAAUGGCAUUAUAUUCUAUGUACUAAUGGCCCACCCGUGACUUCAUAACUUAAGUGAAAGCAACUACGUCUUUCAUUUUACAUAAAAGAAGCAAAUGCUUCAUUCACCACAUGAGGCAAAGAUUUAACUGAGCUAUCGUUUCAAAACUUUCUUAUUAAGUUUGAUGAACUGUUGCUCUA